Messenger RNA from Schizosaccharomyces cryophilus OY26, 3489 nucleotides. Its product is annotated as sterol regulatory element binding protein. Gene Ontology annotation, molecular function: protein dimerization activity. The coding region runs from base 515 to 3247 and encodes 910 amino acids. NCBI's taxonomy places the organism in Eukaryota, Fungi, Ascomycota, Schizosaccharomycetes, Schizosaccharomycetales, Schizosaccharomycetaceae. The transcript has a single exon. The record is from RefSeq and is a predicted model, not a curated record. Gene Ontology annotation, biological process: SREBP signaling pathway; positive regulation of transcription by RNA polymerase II.
CAGUAUUUCUGAAUUCUCGUUACACUUAAAGUCAGUCCACUUUGAUCACACAUUUAUUAAAAGCAUUGUCUGCGGCGUUUUACCUUUUGUCGUAAUCAAACAACUUUAAGCAAAUCGCUUCUUUGGAAAGGGAAUAGUAACGUAGCUUAACAGAAAAUUACGAGGAAAAAUAGAAACAAAUUCAAUUGGAAUUGAAUUGAUUCUGUUUGCAAGUUUGCGCUGAGUUGUCCAUUUCGCUCGGCGAGUGAAGAACUCGUGUUUAAUUACCUGGCUCAUUGAAUUUGCUAUUGAGUACUUUAGAAACGUUGCUCUGUUGCUUUGGUUGCUGAAAAGACCCUUUUGCUUUAUUUGUUUAUAGGGAAAGAACCAGCACGUUAUAAAAAAACACUAGUCUUAAAGAAAAGGCAGUGUAUUCAGUUAUAUUGUCAAUUUCUUUUCUGUAAUUUUUUUCCUUCUAUUUAGAAUUUUUUGAGUAUACCUCUGAGGUUUCGUUCCUUUUCUGUUUAUUUGCAACAUGCUUGCUCCACCCUCUGUUCCGUCUGUCUCGGUCUCUUCAGCUUCCCCUUCCCAGUCUUGUAACAAGAAAGAUGGUAUGAAGAUGUCGGAAAGCUCGAAUUGUACUACAACGAUCCCUGAACCCACCGAUACGAACUCUUCGUCUCCUUUGGUAGAUAACUGCAAUAAUCUUUUGUAUGAUCUUGCAAACUUUGUGGAAGAUUCUCCUCCGACCCUUACCAAUACUUCCUUCUCCCCUAACUCAUUUGCACUUUCUGAUAUGGAAUCGUCAAUGAAUGGAUGGCUUCAAUCGUUUGCCUUUGACGAUAAUUUCAGCACGAACUCUACGCAGUUUCCUUCGAAUGGCGUGAACUCUCCCAACUCACUCGGUAACUCUUCGAAUCCAUUACGCUCCAACUGCGAAUCGCCCAAUUCCUAUUAUAAUGAGAAUUUCAAUUUUGCAAAAGCGAAUGAUUUGGAUAUAGAUUUUAAGUUUCAGUCUUCUGCGGAUCCUGACCACCAUACCGUUGAUACAAUUGAUCCGUCAACUGUAGGAACUCAUCCUCCUCAAAUGUCUUAUGAUAACCAACCUGGAAAUCUUAAGCGUGAAGACCUUUUAGAUGCCGAUACUACGCACAUAAAACAAGAACCUAGCGCGAAAAAGGUCAAAGUUUCUCCUCAAUCUACUGAGACUGGUGUGAACUCUUCUGUGUCUUCUGGAAGUCCACCUUUUCCUGUCCUUGAUCCAAUGGAAAACUUUCAAAAGGAGUCAUCAUCACCCGAAACUAUAGAUCCUACCACCGGGAAACCAAAGAAAACAUCUCACAACAUGAUUGAAAAGCGUUAUCGUACAAAUCUGAAUGAUCGCAUUUGUGAACUUCGUGAUGCAGUUCCUUCUUUACGCGCUGCUGCUGCUCUUCGCUGCGGUGUAACUUUAGAAGAAGAAGAAUUACAUGGGCUUGCUCCUGCAAGAAAAUUAAAUAAAGGUACUAUUUUAGCAAAAGCAACUGAAUAUAUCCGACAUUUGGAAUCCAAAAGCAAGCAGCUUACCAAAGAAAAUAAGCGCCUUUCUGAUCGAUUAGCAUUUUAUGAAGAUCCAUCCAUGGCUCCCGUGUCAGCUGAUAACAAUAAAGCUUCCGAGCCGGUCAAUGUCGUUUCAUCGGAAUUUUCUGUUCAAAAUUCUGCCCGACGCCAUACGCCACAGCAUGCACGUACAUCACCAACUCUUAAUUCUAUGGGUCGCACUGCUUUGAAUGGAAUGGUCGGUUUGGGUCUCUUCAAUUAUCUCGGGGGUGGUGGUAAUGAUUCACAAUCGAUCUACGGGUUGUUCGCUCUCCCUUCCUUCCUCACUUCAAUUCCGUUUACGACAAUUGCUUGGCAUUUAUUGAAAAUCGGUGUUGUAUUGUUAGGGUUGUUUUACAUCUUGAAUGAUAACCGGCUUUUUAAGGGUUUCAAAUCAAAAGGAAAGCCCAAAGUUUCAGCGAUGUCUUCUACAUCGCCUUCAUCUAUUUUGUUCCGGAAAACAAUGUUUGAAAAAUAUUGUUUAUUGGAUCAUUCUUCUUCCUCAAUAUCACUUUUCUUUGGUUUGUUGAUUUUCAUUGUCAAAUCAUCUAUCAACUAUAUAAAUCAUCGAAUUAGUGGAUUGUAUGCGUCGUCUGAGACUUGGGUUUACAGUGAACAGCAGCUUGCAGAUAUCAGAAAUUUAGAAAAACUGCUUGAUGCACAGUUAAUGGGCGGAGAUGAAAAGGUCAACCGCCUUCGUUUAUUUAUGGUUUUUGCUUCAUCCUUCUUUUUGCCUACAACCAGCCAUACGUCUGCUCUCCAGGCAAUGUACUCUGAACUUAUAUUCUCGAACUCUCCUAUGCCAUCUGCAUUUGUAUCGAAAUGUGCUUCAUUUUUUUGGAAUCGUGCCAAACGCCUACAAAGUAGUGCAUCUAUGCAGUCAGAUCUUCAAGAGCUUCCUGAAUGCGUCGUAAAGUUAAUUGAGACAUGUGAUGCAGAAGAUAUUUUCUCUUCUUGGAUGGUUAAACGUUUGUGGACACUGGCUAGAUGUACUCGUGAUUCUGCAAAGUUGCCUAAUAGCAUAAUUAGCAAGCUUUCAGAUGUUGUGGUCAUGUCUCCUUUAGAAACAACUGCUUCUUGGUAUGCGGUUGAUUUGCUAGAGGCCUUGUUAAUGGAAAGUUUAGACCACCGUAUUGAAAAGUCUGAAAUUGAUAAAGUCCUUUCUCUUUCUCCGAAGAACUCUCCAGUGUAUCGUCAUGCCUUAGUCGCCAAAUUGGUUUUGUUCGAGGACAAUACGUCAGAAUCUCUUACAGAAGUUUUGGCUGCAUAUAACACCACAUUGCAACUUCGGAGCCAAGAUAAGCGCAGCUUUUCUAGCGUACUGAAUUUAAGCAGCAGCAAACUGUUCACGAUACACGCUUCUUUAGCUCUUGGAUUGUUACGUCUUGGUUAUACUGACGUCGCCAAGCGCAUGUAUAGAGAAAUCUGCGUUCCAGAGGAUAAUUCCGAUAUCAGUAUGUUGUCUUUUGUUAUUGGUUGGAAAGCAUUGAAGGCGUUUUCUCCCAUAUGCACUUCGCAGAAGGAAAACGACGUCGUGGAAACUAUGGCCAUGUACGUUCGCAUUGGGAUUGGUUCAUUAGGAUUAGAGGAUCCCAAGGUUUGUCAUCAUCUUAUAUCGUCCUGUAUUGAGAUUGGAUCACGGGUUCAAGAAGAUUUGGGUUAUGCUUCUGGCUCUGAAAACUCAGCCUGAGACAUUCAUUCUUUAAUUUAUUAUAAACGUAAACGUACGAAACAUUGUCCCAAUUUCUAUGAUUAUAUUUUCUUUUUGUUUUCUUUUUAAGUUGUUAAGCUUUAAUAAUAUUAUCUUUUAUUCACUAUGUUGCCAGAACAUAUCAUUAGCAGACGCAGAAUAAACACUGUAAUGAGCAACUAUACUGCUAAGUUUGGAUAUCCUUAGACUUUGGUGUGCUCAGUAUUUAGCAGCACUUCCAU